This is a messenger RNA of Lycium barbarum (goji berry), 785 nucleotides long. RefSeq lists its product as uncharacterized. The record is from RefSeq and is a predicted model, not a curated record. Gene Ontology annotation, molecular function: zinc ion binding. The coding region runs from base 142 to 528 and encodes 128 amino acids. NCBI's taxonomy places the organism in Eukaryota, Viridiplantae, Streptophyta, Magnoliopsida, Solanales, Solanaceae. The transcript is spliced from 2 exons.
AGAGGCCAUGUCACCCAUAUAAUUAAAUGGGUCCUAAAAUUGAAAGAACCAAACGAUGCUUCUUCUUCACCAUCAAAAGCUAGGGUUUUUUUCCUCUCUUAUAUUCUUCUCUCCUCUCUUCCACUGUUUUUGUCUUGAAAAAUGUCAGAAAAUAGCUCCUCGUCGCAGUUGAAGUGCCAUUGUGGUUUGAUAGCUAGCCACUUAACUUCAAAAACUCCUUCAAACCCUGGAAGGAAGUUAUUUAAGUGUCCUAAGCCUAAGAGUAAUUCUUGUGGUUAUUGGAAAAGGGAAGAUGAAGUAUUUUCGGAUACUCCAUUGACUGAAGUCAGAGAGUUAGUGGCUGCUUUGGAUGCUCUUAAGGUUGAAAUAGACAAUUUGAGGAAAGAAGUAGCCAAAUUGGAGGUUAUAAGUCAUUCUCAAGUGAUUAAAGUGUCAACUUUGGAAGAUAGAGUAACAAAGAUGUGGAUGGUAAUUAUAGUUUCAUUGGCACUUUUCGUGGAUUUCAUUACAACUCCAAUGAUGAAGUGAUUGCCUUUACGAGACUAGUAUUUAUGUUUUUGGUGUAACUUGAAAAAUAUUAUCAUGAAGUUGUUUUAAAUGCCUUUGUUUGGAUGAAUGUAAUGUAAUGCCCUCGUUUGGAUAAAUUGUUGUUAUAAUAUGUCCAUUGUAAAACCUUCUUUUGGAUGAAGCAAUGUCUUACUUUUGCAUAAAAUUAUUGUGUAUAUUGUUCUUUUAGCAAAUUAGAACUAGUUAGAAAACCUGCAACGUUAUCUAAAAAUAGAAGA